AUGUGCCAACAAGUCGCUAUCAGCAACAACGACAAUAACAACAACAAAAUGAAGAACAGCUACAGCAUUAAGCAAGUCCUGAAGACGUUCUUCAAGAAGCAGCAAAAGCAACAACAACAGAAACAGCACCGUCAGAACUCAUUGGAAUCGCUCGAAUCGGUGGACAAUCUGCGCAAUGCCGAGGUCGAGGAAGUCUACUAUGCCGAAAUCGACGAGAAUGCAGCCAACGAGAAGCUCGCCCAAUUGGUGCAACACCAAGAGCAAGAGCUUGACACCGAGGAGGACAUCUAUGUGCCCGUACGCUUUGCACGCACCGAGGCCGGCACCUUCUUCUGGACUACCAAUCUGCAGCCGGUUGCCAGCGUCGAUGCUGAUCUGCUGCAGCCCGCCUACUGCUACUCCAGCCAACAGCAUCCGUUCAUGCAGUACCAGGAUCGUUGGGCACAGGCUUAA
Drosophila novamexicana is the source of this 453-nucleotide messenger RNA. RefSeq names its product enhancer of split malpha protein (gene E(spl)malpha-BFM). The record is from RefSeq and is a predicted model, not a curated record. NCBI's taxonomy places the organism in Eukaryota, Metazoa, Arthropoda, Insecta, Diptera, Drosophilidae. Bases 1 to 453 code for a protein of 150 amino acids. The transcript has a single exon. Gene Ontology annotation, biological process: Notch signaling pathway; sensory organ development.